GCGGGGCCUGGGGCGCGAUGCAAAUGAGGAAGGCGGGGUCUGCCCGGGGCUCCGCCUCCCUCCCCCGCAGCUGGGGCCAGCGGUGCCAAGCGCAGCUGGACGAGCGGCGGCAGCUGGGCGAGUGACAGCUCCAGCUCCGCGCGCCGCGGCCGCCAGAGCCGGCGCAGGGGAAGCGCCCGCGGCCCCGGCCGGCAGCAGCGGCCGCCUCCUCCCGCGCCUCCCGGGCCCGCAGCCCGCGGUCCCACGGCCCCGGGGCCGGCACCUCUCGGGCUCCCGCUCCCCGCGCGCAAGAUGGCUGACCCGGCUGCGGGGCCGGCGCCGAGCGAGGGCGAGGAGAGCACGGUGCGCUUCGCCCGCAAAGGCGCCCUCCGGCAGAAGAACGUGCACGAGGUGAAGAACCACAAAUUCACCGCCCGCUUCUUCAAGCAGCCCACCUUCUGCAGCCACUGCACCGACUUCAUCUGGGGCUUCGGGAAGCAAGGAUUCCAGUGCCAAGUCUGCUGUUUUGUCGUGCACAAGCGGUGCCAUGAAUUUGUCACUUUCUCCUGCCCAGGCGCGGACAAGGGCCCAGCCUCUGAUGAUCCCCGGAGCAAACACAAGUUUAAGAUCCACACGUACUCCAGCCCCACAUUUUGUGACCACUGUGGGUCACUGCUGUAUGGACUCAUCCACCAGGGGAUGAAAUGUGACACCUGCAUGAUGAACGUCCACAAGCGCUGCGUGAUGAACGUCCCCAGCCUCUGCGGCACGGACCACACGGAGCGCCGCGGCCGCAUCUACAUCCAGGCCCACAUCGAGAGGGAAGUCCUCAUCGUUGUCGUAAGAGAUGCUAAAAACCUUGUACCUAUGGAUCCCAAUGGCUUGUCAGAUCCCUACGUGAAACUGAAACUGAUUCCUGACCCCAAAAGUGAGAGCAAGCAGAAGACCAAAACCAUCAAGUGCUCCCUCAACCCUGAGUGGAAUGAGACGUUUAGAUUCCAGCUGAAAGAAUCGGACAAAGACAGGAGACUGUCUGUAGAGAUUUGGGAUUGGGAUCUGACCAGCAGGAAUGACUUCAUGGGAUCUUUGUCGUUUGGGAUUUCUGAAUUGCAGAAAGCUGGUGUUGAUGGCUGGUUUAAGUUACUGAGCCAGGAGGAAGGCGAGUACUUCAACGUGCCUGUGCCGCCGGAAGGAGGCGAGGGCAGUGAAGAACUGCGGCAGAAGUUCGAGAGGGCCAAGAUCAGUCAGGGGACUAAGACUCCAGAAGAAAAGACGACCAACACCAUAUCCAAAUUUGACAACAAUGGGAACAGGGACCGGAUGAAGCUGACCGAUUUUAACUUCCUGAUGGUGCUGGGGAAAGGCAGCUUUGGCAAGGUCAUGCUCUCAGAGCGAAAGGGCACAGAUGAGCUCUAUGCUGUGAAGAUCCUCAAGAAGGAUGUGGUGAUCCAAGAUGACGAUGUGGAAUGCACGAUGGUGGAGAAGCGGGUGCUGGCCCUGCCCGGGAAGCCGCCGUUCCUGACCCAGCUGCACUCCUGCUUUCAGACCAUGGACCGCCUGUACUUUGUGAUGGAGUAUGUCAACGGGGGUGACCUCAUGUACCACAUCCAACAAGUUGGCCGGUUUAAGGAGCCUCAUGCUGUAUUUUACGCUGCAGAAAUUGCCAUCGGUCUGUUCUUCUUACAGAGCAAGGGCAUCAUUUACCGUGACCUAAAACUUGAUAACGUGAUGCUAGAUUCGGAGGGCCACAUCAAGAUCGCUGAUUUUGGCAUGUGUAAGGAAAACAUCUGGGACGGAGUGACGACCAAGACAUUCUGUGGCACUCCAGACUAUAUCGCCCCUGAGAUAAUUGCUUAUCAGCCCUAUGGGAAGUCCGUGGAUUGGUGGGCAUUCGGAGUCUUGCUGUAUGAAAUGUUGGCUGGGCAGGCUCCCUUUGAAGGGGAGGAUGAGGAUGAACUCUUCCAGUCCAUCAUGGAACACAACGUGGCUUAUCCGAAGUCCAUGUCCAAGGAGGCUGUGGCCAUCUGCAAAGGGCUGAUGACCAAACACCCAGGCAAGCGUCUGGGUUGUGGACCUGAAGGCGAACGUGACAUCAAAGAGCAUGCAUUCUUCCGGUAUAUUGACUGGGAGAAACUUGAACGCAAAGAGAUUCAGCCCCCAUAUAAGCCAAAAGCCUGUGGGCGAAAUGCUGAAAACUUCGACAGAUUUUUCACCCGCCAUCCACCAGUCCUAACACCUCCUGACCAGGAAGUCAUCAGGAAUAUUGACCAAUCAGAAUUCGAAGGAUUUUCCUUUGUUAACUCUGAAUUUUUAAAACCUGAAGUCAAGAGCUAAGUAGCUGUGUAGAUCUCCGUCCUUCAUUUCUGUCAUUCAAGCUCAACGGCUAUUGUGGUGACAUUGUUUUUUUCAUUGCAAAGUUGCAUCCAUGUCUUUAUUUGCUGAUGAGACUAGAGUGACCGUGUUUCAGAACCCAAAUGUCCUCAGGUAGUUUGGAGCAUCUCUGUGAGAUGGGAUUAUGCAGAUGGCGUAUGGAAAUGCUGCUGCAUAAUUAACACGUUAUCAUAGUCCUCUUACAAUUUAUUUUUUCCAGCAUGUCAGCCAAGUAGAUCCAGUGGGGACAGAAAAUGCCUGCUUUCUUCCCCUUUUAUUCUGCACUACUGUUUUCAUACAUUCUCCAACUCCAACCAUCCAGUCCAGAUUUUUCUUACCGAAUGAGUGGAUAAUUGGAUGCUAGCCUAUUCUUCCACUUCUGGACCUGGAGCUUGGCUUGUACCCAAGUUUAUGGUUUCUUUGACUUAGAGGGAAUUCCUCCAUUCUGCCUGGUUUGGAAACACCAUGAGCUUUGAAAAGAACAUGCUAAAAAUAAAAUUUUAUUUGUUAUUUUUUUUAACUCAAAGUUAAGAAGAUUAUCUAAGCCCUUUGAAAAUUCUCAGAGUGUGCUUUUAGGCAGUUUCGAUCUAAAAGCACCUCAGAGGUCAAAAGACAACCAGCUUGGGUGCUGCCUCAGGACUGUAAUUUCUGAUGCUAUAUGUCCCCAGUGACCUUCACCCCCAAACUACUUGAAAAGGGCAUUUGGCACCACUCCCUGAGAAGGCAUGGUCACUCUACAUGGUCCCAACGGGCCACGGUUUUACAUUACAUUUCAAACUUUAUUUGCUUUGGGGUUUUAUUUCUGUUGUUGUUCAAGUGCAAAAAAAUUCCUCACUUUGUUACACACGCUUUGAAAUAUGUGUCCAAAUGUUAUUAACCAUGAUGACCUGCUUUGAUUUGCCAAGAAGACAGCUCUGGCGCCAGCAGACCCAGGCCUGUGUGGAUGGGAUUUGUCUAGGUUCGUUGCUGGCUUUGGAAAGCUAAUUAAGUGCUCUGAGAAAGACACCAUUUCUUGACACAUAGACAGUUGUAUUCUUCACUUUGAUGUUGUUUUGCAAGAUGUUUGUGGAAAUGUUCAUUUGUAUCUGGAUAUCUGUUAUGUGCCAUUUUUCUUCUAGCGUCAGCAUACAAUAAUAAAAAAAAAAAAAGAAGAAGAAAUGCUAUUUCAAGGAAAACAACUCUCUUUGAAAAAUGUGGACCCAAACUACAAAGUGGGGCCUCUCAAGGCUUCAGGACAGAAAGGAGCUAAACCCAGAGCUUAAUCUUGGCCCCAGUGUUCAGCCAGUUCAGAGAGGCUGGGACUGGGGACCGUUCAGGGACUCCUGGUGGCCUGUAAUAGGAUGGGGUGAGCUAGCUGGGGGGCUUCCAAGGAUGUCAGAGCUCAAAGCCCACAGUCCCACCAGUCACGUUUAGGGGUCAGCUUGGAGCGUGGCUGGGGCACGCUCCUGAUUUUCUUAUUAAAAUCACCACUCCUCCCAGCUCGGACGAAACAUUCUUUCUAGCAAGCAGCUUUAUGAGCCCCCAGAAGCCCAAGGAAACCCCCUGGGUGGCAGAAAUCCCAUUUCUUUCUGAGUAGAUGAGGACAGCAAAUGGCUCCCCAUCCUUGCCUGCUGCCUCCUGCUAUUUGCAGGCAACCCUAAAGAGAAUUCUUAUCACAAGUCGAGUGAUUUCCAGAAGCGCCAGGGCUUCUAAGAGACCAUCAAGGGAACUUGAAAAACUUGACAAAUGUCCUUGAAGUAAGACUUCUCAUCUUAAGAAAACCAUGAUUUGGAUUUCUGCUUAAGCCAGGGCCCUGCCCUUCAUUCCUUUCUGCCCUCUUGCUUCUCCUUGCUGCAGGCUUUGGGGCCAUCUCUGCUACUGCCAUGGUGGUGGCAAUCUAGACCUCAGGUGAAACAAACUUCAGUCCUAGCUGACAAGCUUAGGAGGCUAGAGAAGGAGGGAAAUCGAGGCACAGCCCUCUCAUUUUAUUGUUGGGAAAACUGGCAUCUGGAGAGAGGAAGUGACUUGCCCAAGGUCAGCCACCUGGGAUGCAAACCUGAGUGUCCUGAUUCUCAGGGUGGGACUCCUUCUGCUCUAUAACCAGCAUCUCUGAGCCAUGCCCAUCAACAGGCAGGUUAUCUGAGGCCCUUCAUCUGGCCGUUGGGUCACCAGGCUUUUCCUUGGAUAUACUCUCAGGAAGAUAAAAACAUGGAGAAAUGCUGGGACGUUGACAAAUGAUUUAUGACAACUUUUGAGAACAAUGUAAGACACAGAUAGAUAGACUAAACUGUCUAUAUAUACUGCACUCUAAGUUUUCUGAAUUGCUGCCAUUAUUUUUCAGAAGUUUAACAGUUUGCAUACAUAGAUGCUCAGGCCAAAGUCUCCGUUCCCCUAACAUGUCCUACUGAGGUUGGUCAGGAAAGCCUUCUGUGGAAGUAAGAGAUCGUUAGUCAGAAUUCCUGCAGUUUCCUUUUCUAUCAACAUUUCAAGUAAAGAGGAGACCAAGAUACAGCUUUUAACGUAUAUAAUCUCUGGGCAAUAGUUUGCAAAUUUAUCCUGGAAGGAAGAUUUUUAAUUUAUUUUUGCCAUCAUCCAUGUAUUCCACCCUCCAUUAAUUCAUCCAAACAGCAUUUAUUGAGCACCAGCUGUGUGCCAGGCUCUGUGCUGGGUGCCAGGAGCACAGUGAGGAGCCAUCCAGAUGCCGUCCAGAGGGCAGUCAUCAAACAAGUGACUAAAAGCAUGAUAGGAUCUAGAGAUAACUAGUCUCUGCGUUAGUCAGGGAGGCUUCUUACGAGAAAGAGAAACUCAUUAAAAUCUUCGGGGCCCUUCCUUCUCUCUGGAGACCACAGUUUGAGGCUGAAGGAGAAGCUGCAGCAGCGCCCUCUUGACUCAGAGUUCUGGGACAAUCCUAUAGCAUGAUGGGUGAGGAAAGAGAGAGGCAGGAUGGAAGCUGGGGUGGGUUUCCCUCUAGAAGGCCAAAGGCACGGUCUCUGUGCUCGAACAGACCACAGGAUCACCAAGAUCUGAGCAGAGACAGGUGCUCAUAUGGAGAAAGGGAGCCAGUUUUACAGCUCAGUUCCGAGUCCUGGCUCUCACCUCUUUAUUCCUGCAGGCAUUACCCUUUCCGGGUCAGGGAGACACUGCUCUCCUUCCAGCACACUGUCCCUGGCUUCACGCCACUUGGUUCUUCUAGAUGAGACAGAUUGAGAUUUUCCAAAAGAACCUAAAUAGGGGCAGAAUUUAAAAAAAAGAAAAUUUAAUGAGAAAAUCCAAAGAAACCUAAACACAUCCAUGUUAGCCAUGGUUAAUUGUCUACCAGGAUCCAGGAAUCCUCUUUUCAUUCCUUAGACUUCUCACUAACCUGCUCCUCUUCUAAGAAAGAUAGUGCCGUGGUCACAAUGACCUUCUUGGGGAAUUAAUAGGAGGCCAGUGGAAUUAAUAACCCUCAUUGGAUGAGUGAGACUAUUCUCAUGUGGCUUCAAAUGCUAUCAACCCAGAAAGGAAUUGUCCCAACAUUCUCUCCCAACUUCUAGGGUAAAAUUCAGGGAUAUUUCCUAUGGGGACCUGCCAACAGGACAAAGUCCAUCAUGGCAAGUCCUCUUUGGACCAUGUGGCUGUUUGACGCAUGAAACAUCACCAGCACAACAAAUGGGAAGGGCUUUCAAAGUUGUGGGUAGUGGGAAAGGAACCCUGCUGGAUGCCCACAGGCAGGGAAGGCCACAUAGGGUUCAUAUUACCAGGGGAGACCCGAAAAGAGGCAGCUUCUUACCUUCUAGCCCAAGAUAUACCCAUGACCCACACACAGCCCUGGAGCUGUCAGACCUUGAAAGGGAUUAACACAGUUCAGUCUAUACUGUGACUCAAAAUGGGCAGUGGCCCAUGUGAGAGACCCUUAAGAUCAAUGGGAACAAUUGUUUUGCUAUAGAGUGAAGUCUCUGACUCGGGGACAACUAUAAGUUGAGAAAGGGGAAGAGUCUCAUCCUUCCUCAGGUCUUCAUUCAUUGAUUCAUGCAUUCAACAAAUAAUUGUGGACAGCCUGCUGUGUGUCACGCAUUAUUGUUGGCACUGGAAAUACGAUAGUGAAGAAACAGACAAGGACUCUGCCCUCCUGGAGAGAGGCAAUAAAUAAACAAGACAAUUGCUGAUGGCAGCAGGUGCCAUGAAGACAAUUGAAAGGAUGCUAAAGUAUGAUUUCUGGAGUCAGGAAAGGGAUGCACAGACAAUGUUAAAGGAAGAGCUGGCAAUUGAGUUUUUCUCUGAACACAGGAAGUGAUGCAUUCAGUGCCUGGGACAGCACAGGACAGACUGACAACAGGCAGGAGACACAGCAGAAGAGGUGGCAUGUGGCAGGAGACGGCCCAUCAUCCAGAGAACAGCUCCAUCAGCACCUUCAGCCACUCUGCUGUGGCUGCACGUACUGAAAUGUGUUCCUGAUGUCCCCCUUACUCCUGCACCCCAACACAUACACUGCACGAGUGAGUGGAGAACUCCAUAGGCACAUGUUACCUAUCUCAAGGGAGCAGCCCAAAAGAAGGAAUUCUUGUGAGAGGUGUCUUGCAAAGGAGAAUGAGCCCAGCAAUGAGAAAUCCUUAGCAGUCAGUGCCCACUGGGGGCCAAGCCUAAAGCAUGGAUGGCGAUUGGCCAGAC
Messenger RNA from Equus quagga, 6975 nucleotides. It is a transcript of the gene PRKCB, whose product is annotated as protein kinase C beta. The transcript has 17 exons. The coding region runs from base 292 to 2313 and encodes 673 amino acids. The record is from RefSeq and is a predicted model, not a curated record. Lineage: Eukaryota; Metazoa; Chordata; Mammalia; Perissodactyla; Equidae. Gene Ontology annotation, molecular function: diacylglycerol-dependent serine/threonine kinase activity; zinc ion binding; ATP binding. Gene Ontology annotation, biological process: protein phosphorylation.